This is a messenger RNA of Branchiostoma belcheri (Belcher's lancelet), 2494 nucleotides long. RefSeq lists its product as uncharacterized. The transcript has 16 exons. The annotation marks the transcript as partial. The record is from RefSeq and is a predicted model, not a curated record. Gene Ontology annotation, biological process: monoatomic ion transport. Lineage: Eukaryota; Metazoa; Chordata; Leptocardii; Amphioxiformes; Branchiostomatidae. Gene Ontology annotation, cellular component: membrane. Gene Ontology annotation, molecular function: extracellular ligand-gated monoatomic ion channel activity; protein binding.
GCGUUGGACCACGCUAGAGGGGAUAUCUACUGGACUGAUUAUGAUGAAAACACCAUCUCUGUAGCAAAGAUGGAUGGAUCGUCAACUAGAACACUUCUGACGUCACCAGCCGUCAGCCGUCCUUAUGACCUGGUCCUGGACCCCAGGAAUAAACUCAUGUACUGGGCGGACGGUGGUAAUGACAGAAUUGCCCGUGCUGCGAUGGACGGCAGUAACCAAACCACCAUCAUCACGGGCGUGUCUAAACCCCGCGCCGUUACAAUAGACUAUAGAGAGGACCGGCUGUACUACUCUGAUAUACACCGCAUGUACAGCUCAGACCUGCUGGGUAACGAUAUACAACUGCUGUCUGAAUCCGGGAAGUGGGUGUAUGGAAUUGCUGUUGACGAGAACUACGUCUACUGGUCGUCUUCUUGGCUUGAUUCAUCAAGGACAAGGCAAGGGAAAGUUGGAAUGUUAUCCAAGUCAAACUUGACCAAGACUGUCCUGGUGGAGGGUCUGGCAUCGCCAUUCGACAUCCGCCUGUCCACCACUGGUUGUCCAGUGAGUUACACCUCACACGGGGAUUCGUGCUUCAAGGCGUACAACCAAGUCAAAACCUACAGUCAGGCCAGACAGGUGUGUGCAGCGGACGGGGGGCUCCUCGCCAUGCCGAAGGACAGAGAAGUGGACGACUUCUUGUUGGACCUCAAGAACGCCGUGAAUCCCAACUCUCCUUUCUGGUUGGGCCUGAACAAUCAGAACGGAGAAGGAGGGUGGUCGUGGGAAGACGGGACUCCAUACAGCCCAACCGCAGACUGGACUGGGUGGCAGCCUGGGGAACCCAACAGUAACGGAGAAGGCUGUGUCAACCACCUCGGGACCGGAUGGAACGACGCGCCGUGCUCGUCCGCAUCCAACUUCAUCUGCCAGCUGAAGGACGCGAUCCGCUGUCCCCUCGGGUACUUCCGGUGCGGACGCGGACAUGCCUGCACCCUGACCUGGAGGCGGUGUGACGGGAGGACGGACUGUUCGGACGGGAGUGACGAGGACGGUUGUGAGUGCCUGCCGAUUCCUGUGGAUUUCAACCUCGGCGGUAGACUUACAAUGUUACCAAAUCAGCUGGGUGAGACGACGUUUGAGAAGAUACAGAAUUCCUCUUUCGUGGACCUGCUCAACAGUUCGUCCGCAAACGGACAGAACCGACACCCCGAGUUCCGGGAAUUCGCAUCUGCAGUGAUUUUCCCGCAAUGUGCUGUACCCAAAGAGAACGACACUACCUGCUCUUUGUCUCGUCAUGCAGACAACGCCACCUCGUGCAUGAACAAACCACUGCUACCGUGCCGUUCGUGGUGUGAGGAAGUCCUCAACAUGGCUGAUACCCGGAUGAAGAAGCGGUUCCCUACCUGUGACUUGUUUCCACCACCACAGCACGGCUGUUGGAACCCUGAACCAGCGACAAGGAACGGCGAAGUUUGCUACCACGGUGGCGGCAUGAACUACCGCGGCACACGGAGUACAGCCAAGUCCGGGGGAGAGUGUGUGAAGUGGUCCGCUGCGCAGGAAGGGUUCUACCCAGCCGCGUACCCCUGGGCCAACAUGGAUAACAACUACUGCCGUAACCCUACCGGUCUGGGGCGGCCAUUUUGUCUGGUGGAAGAUGGCAGCCAGCAGGAAUGCGACGUCGUUUCCUGCAAGAUGUUUUGCUGCUGGGACAUCGGUCCUCCUGACUACGGCAAUAGAAGCCCUAUGAAGAGGUUCUACUACGUGGGAGAAAGGAUCGCCUUCACCUGCAACGAGGGAUACUACAUAAAGCCCGGGUAUCCUACCGAAGUGAGAUGCGGCGAAGGAGGCUUCUGGCAGUAUGACAAGCCCAGUUGUUCAGCGAAUUUCGAGGAUAGGCUGAAAGCCGACCUACUCGAUGUGAACAAUCGCAACCUGGCACCUGAGCCUGAGAGCCGUACCCAGACCGACACUGACAACCCUACCGACACUGACAACCCUACCGACACUGACAACCCUACCGGCACUGACAACUCUACCGGCACUGGGAACCCUACCGGCACUGAGAACCGUGCUGAGACUGACAACUCUACUGAGGCAGAGACCCCUACUCGGAUUAAGAACCACAUCCGACCCGUCAUCAGCUUUAAUGGAUCUGUAGAACAGAUCGUCGACUUGGAGGAAAAGAAGGAGCAGCUGGUUGCCUCUGUCGUCAUCCAUUUCACAUGGCAGGACAGCCGACUGAGCUGGGAUCCAAAGUACUACGACAACAUCGAGACUAUCAGCGUCCCUGGCAGCAGCAUCUGGACCCCUACACUCACUCUGAAGGGGAAUGCUAAUCCUUUAUACCAAGGCCUACCAAAAAUCGUACCGGUCUGGAUCAGUAGCGAUGGCCAGGUAACCUGGAGUGUAGAAACCCUGACCACCACCGUGUGUGAUGCGGACCCUUUCUACUUCCCUGCAGACACCAUGGAAUGCAACAUCUGCUUUGCUGCAUUUUCUGCAACCAUCG